This is a messenger RNA of Ipomoea triloba (trilobed morning glory), 3663 nucleotides long. RefSeq lists its product as uncharacterized. The record is from RefSeq and is a predicted model, not a curated record. Gene Ontology annotation, molecular function: nucleic acid binding; RNA-DNA hybrid ribonuclease activity. Gene Ontology annotation, biological process: DNA integration. Lineage: Eukaryota; Viridiplantae; Streptophyta; Magnoliopsida; Solanales; Convolvulaceae. The coding region runs from base 1 to 3663 and encodes 1220 amino acids. The transcript is spliced from 4 exons.
AUGGCAAAGAGACGUGAUGAGCAACCGGCCAAUCGGGACAGAGGCCAUGAUCAAAGGAAGAAUAGACCACCGUUCAAACACGUCAAACAACACAACCGACCAGAUGACGUACCACGUUUCACUCCAUUGAACAGACCCUUGGUGGAAGUUUUGCAGUUUGCCGAGCAAUGCAAUCUGGUCCACCCGCCGGAGCCGGUACCUGAGGGGGAGGACAAGAGCAAGUAUUGUGCUUUCCACAGAGUCAAGGGACACAAUACUUCGGAGUGCAUGGCCUUGCGCGUGCUCAUCGAACAACUCAUUCAGAAUGGAGAGUUGGGGCAAUUUGUGAUGAAGGGAGAUAGAAACAAAGGAAAAACGGAGAGGAAUGUGUGGAAAAGGAAUCCCGAAAAGAACAACAAGGCAUUCGUCCCACCUGGGACAGCUGACGAGAAGGCUGUCGGAAAGAAACCAGUGAUCCACGUCAUCUACGGGGGCCCUGAAGGAGGUGACUCUUCGCGCCAAAGGAAGCAAUGGGCGAGGAACUUAUACGUUGGGACGAUCCACUCGGAACCCCGAGAGAAGAAAAAGCGUACAGAGCCAAUAUCUUUCACUGACGAUGAUCUACCACUCCAUGGGGAAACCCAAAAUGACCCGCUCGUCGUCACACUAGAUGUCAGCGGAACGGAUGUCCAGCGGGUGCUGGUCGACACAGGGAGCUCUGUGAACAUUUUAUAUUUUGACGUCUUUACACAAUUGGGUUUGUCCACCGAUCGGUUAACCCCCAUUCGGACCCCGCUGUCUGGUUUCACUGGCGACUCCAUAGAAGCAGAGGGAGUCAUCCGCUUGGACGUGGAGUUGGGCAGCCAACCGAACGUAUUGAAGACUACCAUGGACUUUGUGGUAGUAAAAUUGAAAUGUGUUCACAACGCUAUACUUGGACGACCAGGCAUCACUCGCGCAGCUGCUGUUAUAUCCAUGAGCCACUUGUGCAUGAAGUUCCAUACACCUAAUGGGAUUGGAGUGGUCCGAGGAGACCAACGUGCUGCUCGGCAAUGCUACGUGCGAGCGGUCAAGCAGUCGGACCGGGAGGAAAGUAGGAUUCACACCAUAUCCCAGCAGGUCGACCAUGGAGAGCUGAAGGAAAAACCACAACCUGCCUCAGAAUUGGAAGAAAUCAUACUUGACUCCGACCGACCAGAAAGAGUAGUCAAGAUCGGUCGAGGACUCCCUGUCGACCUACGUGAAGACAUCAUUGGAGUGUUGCAGAGAUACAAGAAUGUUUUCGCUUGGGGACCGGAAGACAUGCUCGGAGUUGAUCGAUCUGUCAUUUGCCACCGCUUGUCAAUCCAGCCAGGUUCAAAACCGGUCAAGCAAAAGAAAAGGCACCUGUCGAGUGAAAGAAGGGAAUUCGUGAAAAAGGAGACCGCCACACUCUUGGCAGUAGGGCACGUCCGAGAAGUCCUCUACCCGGAAUGGUUAGCCAAUGUAGUCCUUGCGCCUAAACCGCCAACAUGGAGAAUGUGCGUGGACUACACCGAUUUGAACAAAGCUUGUCCGAAGGAUCCAUAUCCCUUACCAAAUCCCGACCAGAUGGUUGAUGAAACAGCCGGGUACGGAGUGUUUUGCUAUGUGGUAAUGGCAUUUGGUCUGCGGAACUCCGGAGCUACAUACCAAAGGAUGGUGAACAAGCUGUUUAAAGGAUUGCUCGGGUCGACUAUGGAAGCAUAUGUGGAUGACAUGCUCAUCAAGAGUCGACUGAAGGAAACUCAUCCUGCCGAUCUUGCCCGGGCAUUCAAGAUUUUGAAAAAAUCGAAUGGCUUUGAAUGGACGCCGGCGUGUCAAUCGGCUUUUGAAGAUUUGAAGGUGUACUUGAGCUCUGCACCAGUCCUAUCGAAGCCAGAGAAAGAUGAGGUCUUGUUCGUUUAUUUGGCUGUGUCCGACCGAGCGGUCAGCUCCGUGCUCGUCCGUGAAGAAAACAAGGGAAUCCAGAAGCCGAUCUACUACGUGAGCAAAGCUCUUCAAGGACCGGAGCUGAGGUACACAAAAUUUGAGAAGACAGCGUUGGCGCUCUGGGCAACAGCCAAAAGACUUGCAGCCUACUUCCAGGCUCACCCGAUAGUAGUGCUAACCGAUCAACCGUUAGGAACGAUCCUCAGGAAUCCAACAUCAUCAGGGCGAUUAAUCAAAUGGGCCAUGAUGCUCACCCAGUUCGCGAUUGAGUAUAAGCCCCGUCCUGCCAUCAAGGGUCAAGCAUUGGUUGAUUUCAUCGUCGAGUGCACCGCACGCGACCCGGAACCCGACCGACCGACUGCGCUGGAAGAACCGUGGUGGGAAGUUUCUACUGAUGGGUCGUCAAGCAAGAAGGGAUGUGGGGGUGGAAUUGUGCUCACCUCCCCUGAGGGCUUCAAGAUUUAUCAAGCCUUGAUUUUCAAAUUCCAACCUACCAAUAACGAAGCAGAAUACGAGGCGCUCAUCGGCGGGUUGCGACUGGCUAAGCAGAUGAAGGCUGAACGGUUAAGGGCACGAUCAGACUCCCGGUUAAUAAUCGGACAGCUAUCCAGCACGAUCGAUGCAAAGGAGGACCGGAUGAUACAGUACAAGGAUAUUGCGCUCGAACUACUACAACAAUUCAAAAAAUACGAGCUGAUCCAAAUACCAAGGAUGGAGAACACGGACGCUGACAUGCUCUCCAAGUUGACUCAAGAAGCUCCUGAAUACGUGUCCAAAAUCGCACGCAUUGAAGAAGUCGGAGCGCCAAGCAUUGAUGUCAUAGAGGUCCACCCGGUCGAGAUAGGCGAGCCAGACUGGAUGUACGACUUGAAGAAUUACAUCGCCAACGGCACUCUACCUGACGACUCCUCCCGGGCAAAGAAAGUUAAGUUGAGGGCACCGCGCUUCCAAUUGGUCGAUGAUAGACUCUACAAAAGAUCAUAUGGUGGACCGCUUCUUCGGUGCUUAACCAACGACGAGGCGAAAAUUGUGAUGGAGGAAGUUCAUGAGGGGAUCUGUUCUGCCCAUCAAGGACCGAGAACACUCGCGCAAAAGAUCGUUCUAAUGGGUUACUACUGGCCUUCGAUCAACUUGGAUUGCGAGCAGUAUGUUCGACGAUGCGCCACUUGCCAAGAAUUUCACAAGUUACCAGGUCGACCAGCCACCUACUAUCAACCCGUCAGCGAGGUAAUACCAUUUGCGAGGUGGGGAGUGGACCUGAUCGGAGCAUUCCCAAUGGCAGCUGGACGCAAAAAGUAUGUGAUUGUGGCGAUUGAUUACUUCACUAAGUGGGUGGAAGCAAAGGCUUUGGCAACUAUCACUUCUCAACAGUGUCAAAAGUUCCUUUGGAAAAAUGUGAUUACUCGUUUCGGGGUACCCGUUCAAUUGAUCACAGACAACGGGACACAAUUUGAUAGCCGGCCAUUUAAGAACUUCAUGGCUCAUUUGGGCAUAAGGCAUACCCGGGUGGCCGUAGCUUACCCGCAAGCGAAUGGUCAAGUGGAGAACACCAACCGGACGAUCUUGGAUGGAUUGAAAAAGAAAUUGCAAACUGCGGGUCGAGGCUGGGUUGAAGAGCUUUCGUAUGUUCUUUGGACGUACCGGACCACCCCGCGUCGGGCAACGAAUGAGACACCUUUCUCCCUGACGUAUGGAUUCGAGACGAAAAAAGGGACAUGGCAGCUCGGAGGUUAA